Molecule: messenger RNA, 1220 nt
Organism: Durusdinium trenchii
Lineage: Eukaryota; Dinophyceae; Suessiales; Symbiodiniaceae
Source: the annotation of a GenBank genome assembly
AGUUAUUGGUUUCACACGCUGGCUGAAGUUGUGGCCAUGGCGGCUUUAGGGCAUGGCGGAGGUUUUCCCAAGGUAUCCAUCCGCCAAGAUGGGUUUUGGAGGUGACUGUGGUAGACAGAUGGUGCAGGCAGGAAGUUCAACCGGAUCCACAUCAUCCAUCAAGCGGAUCCAACGAGAACUCAAGGAGAUCAACGAGUCUCCGUCCAAACACUGGACUGCCGGCCCAGCCACUGACGAUCUCUUCGAGUGGAUCUUUGCCGUUCGUGGUCCACCCGAAACAGAUUUUGAAGGAGGUAUUUACACUGGGAAGAUUGUUCUUCCAGUGAAUUACCCCUUAGCGCCGCCAUCCAUUACCCUGCUGACGCCGAGCGGUCGGUGGGAGGUGGGCAAGAAGAUCUGCCUCAGCAAUACAAACUACCAUCCUGAUCUCUGGCAACCAGCAUGGGGAAUCCGAACUAUGAUGGAGGCAUUACGAAGUCAUUUUCCAGCGGCGGGUGACGGCGCGAUUGGUGCGCUCGACUGGCCUAGCGACAUGCGCAAGCGCUUGGCACAGGAAUCCUUGGACUUUGUGACCAUGCCUGGAAGCUCGGGCUUGUGGUCCAACAAGAAUCGAGAUUUGCUGCCAGAGCUUUCUCCAGAGGAAUUGAAAGAGGAGCUGCCAGAGAAGCCCAAAGAGGAGUCCGAGCUGCUGAAAACUGAGCAGGCGUCGGAGACUCCCAGCGGAGGUCAAGAAGCUCAAGAAUCUCAAGCUCAAGAACCAGUCGAAAAUCCACCUGAGACCAUAGGAGCUCCUGAUGGUGUGCCGCGACGGCGGCAUGUAGGUGGAGGAGAUCCUCCGGGAGAUCCUGCGGCCCGAAGCGCACCGACGCAUCGCCCUCGGAGACGGCGUGAAGGCCCUGAGCGGCAGCGACGAAGUCAGCAAAACGUGGUGAUCCAGUUGCUGAAGCCGCCGUCCACCGGGCGUGGGCGACUCCUGAUGUCUCUGAACCUGCUCAUUGUUUGCGUGCUGUUCUCCUUCUGCAUUGUGCUGUUCGAUGUCAUCAGGAAUCCGCCCAGCCUCUUGAAUCCGCCACCCGAUCAGAAGGUGAAAGAGCCGAAGGUCUAAGGGCUGCAACUCAGUCACCGGCCCCCGGCCUGACUGCGCUGUUGAGGCGACCGGGCUUUCCCCGGGUUCCAUAAACCUUGGCGAAUGCGUCGUCAAAAGGCCGACACCAGCAGCC